AUGGCCUCUACAAGCGAAGACAAAAGGACGAAGAAUGCUCAAAGAAAAGCGCGAUACAGACAACGAAAGAAAAUUAUUGAAAAUCUGCAGAAAGAGUUCCAGAAAGCGCUGAAGCUUUAUGACGGCGAAGACACCUUCAUGAAAUUCGAAAUUCAUGUUCCAUCUGCUCGUCGACCUCGGGACAGGUUUUUCGGCUGGGAAAUUCGAAGGUCUGGCGUCGAAGCGUUUCCACCGAAGAAAGACGCAAAGAAAGUCCCUGAACUCGUCCCGAUUCUUUCUGAAACACUCUCUAAAAACGUGCCCUUGAAACCUUCCUUCAAAAUUCGAGAUGGUAAGGUCAGUGACUUGAAUCAAUCGAUUGUUUCACCACCAAACCCAACCAAAUCUGGUACUGUAACUCACUUGGUACCAAUCGUUCAAUCAAAUGGCUCGACUUCGAGAAGAACUGGCGAAUGGCGAAGCCGCCUGGUGAUCGAAAACUCGAAUUCUGACGUGAAGAUUAACCCACUUCAAACAUCCAAAAAUGAUACUUCUGCGCAAGCCGUGAAAAUUGAAGCUGAUUCAAAAGAAAGACCCGCUUCUUCUACCUCAGUCGCUGUUUCUCCCAAACUAUUGGUGACGCCUGAGGACAGGAAAGCUAGCUCGUCAAAAAUUAAAGUGGGAGAAACAAUGACUGAUGAAAUGAAGAAUCUUUUGGAAGAAUCAUUCGCUGAGAAAAACCUUCCUACAAAAAAUACAGUUCUUAGUAUCUGCAGCAAAACUGGGCUUCAAGAACAAGUUGUCUGGUCGUGGUUCAGAGUCCGGAGACGAGUGGCUAGGAUGGAGAGUGGAAAACACGAGCUGCCAAAUAUGAGUACUUUCUCAGAGUCGGAAUCUUCAGAGCAAGAAUCUGUGAAAAUAGAAGUGAAGGAAGAUGAUGACGAUGUGUUGGAGUGUAAGGGUGAAGUAAAACCGGAGAUACUAUCCGACCAAGAAGAUGAUCAACGAUUUAGUAAGGCAAAUUGGCAGCUUGAUGAUCAAAUGGACGAAUAA
Oikopleura dioica is the source of this 1032-nucleotide messenger RNA. NCBI's taxonomy places the organism in Eukaryota, Metazoa, Chordata, Appendicularia, Copelata, Oikopleuridae. The record is from the annotation of a GenBank genome assembly.